AAAUGUGAAUUACAGCACUGCGUGGUGGACAUGCGCGAAGCUGCAGCGAAUAUGGCGGCUUGCAUCUGUUAGAAAGUGGAAUCUCCCCUCAAAAUACGCUACUCAGACGUGUCUGUGCAGAUAAAAUCCUUCCUGACUUCACCUCUUCUGCAGCAGCAAGUUGAACUCUUGUCAUCAUGGGUCGUACACCACACAGAGAUCAAAAAGAGGAGAAGGAGAGACCGAGCAGCAUCACAGCAGGCUCUGCCCUCGACAAAGCCAACGAACCGUUCAGUUGGGAGGACUAUUUAAGAGAAACGUCCUCCAUCGCAGCAUCGCCUGCAUGCUUCAAACAGUCCAGAGUCCCCCCCUCCAACGACUUCAAAGCCGGAAUGAAACUUGAAGCUCGGGACCCUCGAAACUCUCACUCUGUGUGCAUCGCAACCGUGAUGGGCAUGAUGGGUACGCGUCUACGCCUGCGACUGGACGGCAGCGACAACACCAACGACUUCUGGAGGCUGAUCGACUCGUUAGAAAUCCAACCAAUAGGAACCUGUGAGAGGAACGGAGACAUGCUGCAGCCACCGCUUGGUUUCAGGAUGAACGCCUCCUCGUGGCCCAUGUUCCUCCUGCGCACUCUGAGUGGAGCAGAGAUGGCCCCCGCCUCUGCUUUUAAAAAGGAACCAGCCAGUCCUGUUAAAAACUACUUCCAGCCUGGAAUGAAGCUGGAGGCGGUGGACAGGAAGAACCCCUAUCUGAUUUGUCCAGCCACAGUGGGAGAGGUCAGAGGUCAGGAGAUUUUCGUAAUGUUUGACGGCUGGCGAGGCGCCUUCGACUACUGGUGCCCCUUCGACUCAAGAGACAUCUUCCCCGUGGGCUGGUGUGCUCUGUCAAAACACAGCUUACAGCUGCCCGGAAACUUCUUUACCCUCCCUGGUGCACUCCUCGCUCCUGUAUCCUCCAUCUCACCCUCCCUCUCCACUCGUCGCUCCUCGUUCAACUCUUCCUCCUCCAUGCAGACCUCGUACAGACUGCCCAACCCCUUACCACCCCUCCCUGUGCGCAAGGGUGUCCGAGGUCGACGUCCCAAAUCCCAGACCAUCGCUUUGUUGAAGGCAGCGGCCGAAGCUGCGGCGGCAGCAGCAGUUAAUGGAGCAUCACAGAGCCCUGCCAGGACCGGCUCUGAGGCUCAACUGGCCCCCAGACCACACAAGAAGAGAGGGCCUAAACCCAAGAACAAGAAGAAGCCUCAGGUGGGUCACUCCCUGGGGGUGCCAUCGGUUACAGCUCCGCCUCCUGAGACCAGACUGAGCUCCAUUCUUGUUUCCUCAGACAACAACCACAGCAACGGCUCCAAUGUAGUUUGCACAGUGUGUGUCUAUGUGAACAAACACGGUGACUAUGGUCGGCAUCUUGACAGAAAACUAGUACAACAGCUGCCAGACCACUUUGGUCCAGCACCAGUCAACGCUGUGCUCCAGCAAGCUGUUCAGGCCUGUGUGGACUGUACGUACCAGCCCUCUGUGCUGCUGUCCUUCCUACAGAGCCAGUCUCACACCGGAGGGGAAGUCAUCAGAGUACGGUCUGAGCAUGGUAUCCGCUAUGUGAAGCUGCCCUCGGCCUCCAGCACGUCUUCUGUGCUGCGGUUUCUGGAGAACAUGUGCCAACAUCUAGAGAGCGACAGUUUGUUCAGCUCGCAGCCAUUCAGCGCCUUCACCAACAACGCGCGCUUCUACAACCGGACAAAGUCAGAACCAGUGUCCCACACUGAGAAUGGCCUGUCCAAAGACGACUCCACAAAGGAUCCAGCUCCCAGCACCCGCUCCCUUCACAACCCAUCAGACUACAGAGCAGCGAAGAAGGAGCGGCCAUAUUUCCCUGGACAAACACACACACCGCCACCCCUAAGACGCGUCAGCUCCAACCCUACUGAGCACACCAAUAUGAGUGCACAGAGACGGGUAGAGGCAGCGAGCUCAACAACCGGUCCAGACCAUGUGAAACAGGACAAGGAGGGUUCAGUAAACGACGCUUCUUCCUGGUCAGUCGAUGAUGUCAUACGGUUCGUCCAGGAGGCUGAUCCUCACACUCUUGGCCCGCAUGUCGACCUGUUCAGGAAACAUGAGAUUGAUGGCAAAGCCCUGAUGUUGCUGCGUAGUGAUGUCAUCAUGAAGUACAUGGGACUAAAGCUGGGGCCGGCGCUCAAACUCUGUCAUCACAUCGAGAAGCUAAAACAGACCAAGCAAUAGAGGAUGAAGGCUCUCUUUUUAUAUUGCUGGCAGAUUCACCUGAAUGAGGGGUGAAGCUAUCGCCUAGGACACUGAGGUCAAGUCUUCCUUUCUUUGUGAAUUUUAAUAACCUACAAGGAUUUUACAAAAAGAAACAUACACAUGAUGUGGAUUUAAAAAAAACUGAUUUCAGUAUUUUCUUUUUAAAUAAGCUGUUGAAAUAUGACUACUUUUAGCCACAAAAUAUCAUAAGCCUCAUUUCCACUACAUGAUAAACAUGGAGUGACUCGACUUGCUUUGAAUUGUUCAUUUAUGCUUUUCAAUGGGCAUAUUAUAUGGACAGCAACUGUGACCUAGUAUUUUUUUAAAUUACCUUGGCUGAAGUUUCAAGUCACAGCAUCAAAGUGCUGCUCCCACGUGAUUGGUCAGAGAGAGCCCUCAAUUGCGCGUCAGCCAUGGGACACAGUACACAACCCCAACACCUACUUUGUUGUUCUGUUUUUGAGGGAAAUACAUUUGUGGUAUUUUCUUACUACAUCGCAUUUACUAUUACUGGACAGGAAAUGAAGUAACAGCCAGGUAGAGAAGAAGUAUGGCAUGAUUUAAAAAAGCUCAUCUUAAUUGAUUAAUUUAAUAAUCAAACUCAAUGCAUAAAAACAUUAAAUUCAACAAAUGAAGUUAUUUAAUUUGAAAUCAAAUUAAAUUAGUUUUUGUUUCAAAAUGUGCCCCAAUGGCUCUGAUUUUGAACACUUUUCAACAGGUUUAUUUUAUACUGCAUAAGGGUCAUGACCCAGAGUAGAUAUCUGAGCUUAUGCAUGACUUCUGUUAAUGUAAGUUUAUUUUUUGCCUUAUUAUGAACCACUGUAGCACAUCAAGCUAUCAAAUUUAUGAAGUUCACCUCUUUAGCCUUUUCCACACCAACAUCAGCUGAAGGUUUUCUAUUUCUUCAGAUUAUAAACUAUUAUUUUGUUUUCAUUUACAGUUUAAGGCUGGAUUCUCAGUGAACGUCUCACUGUAUCGUUUCUAACAAUGCAACAUUAACGCAUUAAUGUUUCUGAAUGAUUUUGUCUGUUGGAGAAAGUCAGAUUUUGUUAAUGCAAGCCACUGAUUGUAUAAUCAUUACGUUGAUUACGGUGCAAACAGGUACUUAACCUCAAGAAUGCUCCAGGUACGUGCGUAAGAAGUGAAGGAAGGGUUGCAUUAAUAAAAUCAGGAGAAGUCUUAUUAUUUCCUGAAAUGAAUUUUACACAAAUUACUCCUGUUUUUCACGAGUUAGGUUUGGUUGAAUUAAAUUACAUUUUCUUUACAUGAUGGAUACUUUGUUUUGGAAGAAAACCUUUCAUUAGUUUCUGCAGGGCAGGCUGCACACAUAGAAAAUCCGGGACUGACUCUUUAUUUGUGUCUGUUUUUGAGUGCUGGAAGACAUUCAAGAUUUUGGUUUCAGCUUGAAUCAUGACAUGACUACAUGAUUGUAAUAUUCUUUGAGAGACACACAUGAUACACCAAGAUGAAUGCCAUCAACUGUCUAGUUUAAGUGCUGUACAGAACAAUGAGGAUCUCCUGAGCAAGUACGUGAUGGACAAAACUGCUUUGUAAAAAGUUACUAGAUUUUCUUUUUUAAACAAAGUGUAUCAACUUGUAUGAGGCGUGAGUGUUUUUGCGUGCACCAUCAUAUAACUAUACCUACAGGAAGAUGUUGUGUCUUUGUAAAUAAUCACAUGUCUAAAAGUAUUUAUCAGUUUUUGAUGGCAGAAAUCCAAAAUUUUCUGAACAUUUCAGAACCAAUUUUCAAACCAAAUCAUGUAGCUGUUUAUCACACUGUUGCUCUCCUGUAGUGUUAACAAGUUGAUACUUGAAAUGAUUUUGCUUUAAUGUGAAACUCAGGUUUUAGUAGGGGUUGUUUUCUAGAGGAUGUUUUACAUCAUUAGCAUUGUGUGUUAAUUAAUACAACAUAAAGGGACUGCACAAUAACCGACUAUGUAUAUUUUUUAAUGCCUUGUGAUCUAUUGCUUGCAGCAUCUCAUGUAUAUAUGCGAUUUUUUACUGUAAGUUCAACAAAAUAUGUUUGUUUAAUAUGUUUGAUAUGCAUUCACACUAUUAAACAUUUCUGUACAUCA
Molecule: messenger RNA, 4324 nt
Organism: Labrus bergylta (ballan wrasse)
Lineage: Eukaryota; Metazoa; Chordata; Actinopteri; Labriformes; Labridae
Gene: scml2
Product: Scm polycomb group protein like 2
Biological process (GO): negative regulation of DNA-templated transcription
Cellular component (GO): nucleus
Molecular function (GO): chromatin binding; histone binding
Source: RefSeq, a predicted model, not a curated record